This is a messenger RNA of Metarhizium acridum CQMa 102, 1287 nucleotides long. RefSeq lists its product as uncharacterized. The record is from RefSeq and is a predicted model, not a curated record. Gene Ontology annotation, biological process: regulation of transcription by RNA polymerase II. Gene Ontology annotation, molecular function: zinc ion binding; DNA-binding transcription activator activity, RNA polymerase II-specific. Lineage: Eukaryota; Fungi; Ascomycota; Sordariomycetes; Hypocreales; Clavicipitaceae.
AUGGGUGGCGGAUCCGAGUGUGCGAAUGGCCUCGAGUUCAUGCAGCCGGGGCAGAAGCGGCCAGCCAAGCUAUUUCACAAAAAGUCGAGAACAGGCUGCCAACGAUGUAGAGCGCGUCGCGUCAAGUGCGACGAAGCAAAACCAAUAUGCUCAAACUGCACCCGCCUCCAACUGACCUGCCUCUACGACCGCGUCAAACCAGCCUCCCAGCCUCCUCCACCUCCUCUCCCAUCAUCAUCGUCCUCCUCGUCCACUGCAGCCAAGGAGGCCCCUGGCCCGGAGAGCAUCGCGGACCCUCCCGAAUCCGAGGCCCGGCGCAAGCGCGAACUCUCCCUCUUCCACCAGUACUUCUCGGAAACAGGCCCGUCCAUCGCCGUCGACGAGGCCUCGCUCCCGUUCUGGGUCGACAGAGUCCCCCAGCUGGCCUUUCGGUGCAACGCGCUGCUGUACUCGCUGUUCGUCAUGGCGGCGCUGCACCGGGCCAAGGUCUCCAACUACGCCGACACCGAGUCCCUCAACCACAGCAGCACGUACCUCAGCAUGGCGGUGCGCGAGCUCGGCCGCGAGAUCGAGCGCCUGUCGGCCUGCAACGUCGACGCCGUGUGCCUCGCGUCCAGCGUCCUCCGCAUCUACACCUUUGUCCGCCUCCAGGAGCGCGCGCUGGAGCCCUACGCGCCGCCCACGUCCUGGCUGCGCAUGACGGGCUCCAGCGGCGCCGUCUUCCGCCAGUCGGCCGCCAUCACGGCCAUGGACCGCGGCUCCGUCGGCAUGCAGAUGGUCGACCUGGUGGCGGACCUGCUCGACGAGGAGGAGGCGCGCGCGCACACGGCGCCGCUCGCCCACCUCUCGCGCCGCCAGCACGCCCACGAGCUCGAGGAGCCCUGGGGCGCCGCCGUCCAGGACGCCUACCUCUCCGCCAUCAGCUGCAUAGGCGCCGUCUGGAGGGCCAUGCGGGACCGCCGGCCCCCCGGCAGCGUCGCCCGCCGCCUCGUCGUCUUCCCGCUCCUCGUCGACGCCCGCUUCGUCGACUUGGUGGACGAGGGGAGGCCGCGCGCCCUGGUCGUCAUGGCGCACUACUUUGCGCUCCUGGCCAUGCUGCGAGGCUUCUGGUGGGUGGGCGACGCGGGUCCGAGGGAGGUGAGGGCCAUUGCGAGGCACUUGCCCGCCGAGUGGCAGGGCGGCCUGGAGUGGCCGUUGGCUAUUCUAAAUGAUCAGAUCCUCUUUACCCCUGAUAUCGAGGUGAAUAAGCUAUCAGAGUACGCGGCCAGGCUAAGACUGCAGAUUUGA